Messenger RNA from Dendrobium catenatum, 4381 nucleotides. RefSeq names its product probable histidine kinase 5. NCBI's taxonomy places the organism in Eukaryota, Viridiplantae, Streptophyta, Magnoliopsida, Asparagales, Orchidaceae. Gene Ontology annotation, biological process: phosphorylation; phosphorelay signal transduction system. Gene Ontology annotation, molecular function: phosphorelay sensor kinase activity. The coding region runs from base 273 to 3761 and encodes 1162 amino acids. The transcript has 14 exons. The record is from RefSeq and is a predicted model, not a curated record.
AGCGCAUAGAGGGAGGGAGUCACAUUAUAGAAAGCAAGAGAGAGAGAGAGAGAGAACGAAAAUAAAAGGAGAGAGAGGUGGAGUGCGGGAGAGAGAGAAAGGGAGUUUUCCUCUUUCCUCCGCUUCGUAUAUCUGUAGUUUAGCUUUUCUCUUUUACCUUCCGUGAUCAAUGUUUCUGCCCCAGAUUGAGGAAAAAAACUAACUCGGCUUCUCUGCUAUUUAGCUUAUUAUUGGCUUCUCUACUAUUCUUUGGAAAGUCCAAAAAAGGUUUUAUGAAGUGGGUUUCUUCAGCAAGUUUCUCUUUGAUGAGUUCUUCGGGGUUUGCCGGCUUUUUCUUCUAUAUUUCUCAGAUAUUUGUGCUUAGCAUGGUGCGGAGUAAGAGUUUGUGUUCUAAUGGAGUUGGAAGAUCAAAGGCAUGUGGUGGGCUUGGAAGGUGGAGGGUGAGGUUGCUGCCUCUAUUGGUUUUUGGUUGUAUUGUUGGAUCCUUAUGGGUUUUCUUCGAAGUUCAAAAAGACGGUAUUUUGAGAUGGGAGGAGAAGGUUAUUAGGGUUUUGUGCGAAGAAAAGAUUCAACUUUUUCGGGAGCAGUUCAAUCUCAGCAAGAGCAAGCUUCAGUCUAUGGCCAUGUUGUUCUCCUCAGCAGAUCAGGACUGUGAAAGCAUUUUAAACUCGAGAGUAACGGCAAACUGCAACCGAGAACAGAAUCAAAACCUCCCUAAGCUUUUGAUAAUUUGUUUUGUUAUAAUGGGCAUGGUACUUAGUUCCAUAGUAGUGCCUAUUUAUAGAAAUUUGUUCAAUCUUUCGAAUAAGCUGUUGCACCAGCAGCAAUAUGAGCCGCAUAACCUGAAGGCAGGAGGUAGAUGGCGUAAGAGAAUUCUAUUUAUGGGAAUCUUUCUUGGAAUGUCAGUCUCUGUGUGGAUUUAUUUCAGCAUGAAUGCAACCAUUGUUGCAAGAAGAAAGGAGACUCUUACAAAUAUGUGUGAUGAGAGAGCUAGAAUGUUACAAGAUCAGUUCAAUGUGAGCUUGAACCAUGUCAAUGCAUUAGCUAUUCUGAUAUCAACUUUUCACCAUGGAAAGAACCCUUCUGCCAUUGAUCAGAAAACCUUUGCAGAGUAUACAGCAAGAACUGCAUUUGAACGCCCAUUGACCAGCGGUGUAGCUUAUGCUUUAAAAGUUUUACAUUCUGAGAGAGAACAAUUUGAAAAGGAACAUGGAUGGAGUAUAAAGAAAAUGGAAACUGAGGAUCAGUCUCCUGUUAAAGAUGAUUACGCUCCUGAGAAACUUGACCCUUCACCUGCUCAAGAGGAAUAUGCACCAGUUAUCUUCACUCAAGAAACGGUAUCACACAUUGUAUCAGUUGAUAUGAUGUCUGGGAAGGAAGAUCAUGACAAUAUAUUAAGAGCCAGGGCAUCGGGGAAGGGCGUUCUAACAUCUCCAUUUAAGCUUCUUAAAUCAAAUAAACUUGGGGUGGUUCUCACAUUUGCUGUAUAUAAAAUUGACCUUCCCCCCGCUUCUACGGCUCAAGAGCGUAUUGAUGCUACCGUCGGGUAUCUUGGUGCUUCAUUUGAUAUUGCUUCUUUGGUAGAGAGACUUCUUCAGCAGCUUGCAAGCAAGCAAACUAUCAUCGUUAAUGUGUAUGACACAACUAACUCAUCCGCUUGUAUAAAGAUGUAUGGUCCAGAUGAUGUUUCUGAUAGAGAUGAUGUGCAUAUUAGUUAUGUUGAUUUUGGCGAUCCGACAAGAAGACAUGCAAUGCAUUGCAGAUUCAAGCAUGAACCUCCACCUCCAUGGUCAGCUAUAACAACAUCAUUAGGUGUUGCUGUGAUUGUUUUGCUCGUUGGGCACAUAUUUAAUGCUGCCAUUAAUCGGAUUGAAAAGGUUGAAGAUGAUUAUCGCGAAAUGAAAGAGCUGAAAGUUCGGGCUGAAGCUGCCGAUGUGGCAAAAUCACAGUUUUUGGCGACUGUUUCACACGAAAUUAGAACUCCAAUGAAUGGUGUCUUAGGUAUGUUGCAGAUGCUUCUGGACACAGAUCUUGAUUCAACACAGCAGGAUUUUGCAAUGACUGCUCAGGCGAGUGGGAAGGCCUUAAUUUCCUUAAUAAAUGAGGUUCUUGAUCAGGCUAAGAUAGAAUCUGGUAGGCUUGAGCUAGAGGCUGUACCUUUUGAUCUUCGCGCUGUUUUGGAUAAUGUUUUGUCUCUAUUUUCUGACAAAUCGCAAGCCAAAGGCAUCGAGCUGGCGGUUUACAUUUCCAAUCAGGUGCCAGAAGUUCUUAUAGGAGACCCUUGGCGUUUCAGACAAGUUAUUACAAAUCUUGUUGGGAAUUCUGUGAAGUUUACAGAAGAAGGGCACAUCUUUGUUUCGGUUCAUCUAAUUGAGGAAAUGAGGAGGAUUUGUGAUGUUGACAACCAUGUGUGUAGGAAAGGGCAUGAUCUAGUUGAGAAUGGCAUGGAUCUUUUGCAGAAUACAUUAAGCGGUUUUCGUGUGGUAGACAGGUGCAAAAGUUGGGAGAAUUUCAGAAUGUUUGAAACCAAUACUGAAACUACUGAUGUAAUUAACAUACUGAUUACAGUUGAGGACACGGGGGUUGGAAUUCCUCUAGAUGCUCAGAAUCAUAUUUUUAUGCCUUUCAUGCAAGCCGAUAGUUCUACGUCCCGGAUGUACGGUGGGACGGGCAUUGGAUUGAGCAUAAGUAAAUGCUUGGUGGAUCUAAUGGGUGGGGAAAUAGGAUUUGUAAGUGAACCAGGUGUUGGAAGUUCAUUUUCAUUCACUGCUGUGUUCAGGGAAGGGUGGAAGAAUUCAGUUGAUAUGAAAAGGCAGCAAUCAGAAAUAACCGUGUCGGAUUUCCGAGGAAUGACAGGAUUGGUUGUUGAUGGAAGGAGCAUCCGUGCCGAUGUUACAAAGUAUCACUUGCAGAGAUUGGGAAUAGAAGUGGAAAUUGCCACAAAUCCAGAAUCUGCACUCUCCAAGAUACUGGAUGCUUGCAGCCCAAGUGGGACUGGACAUGUUGACAUUGUACUUGUUGACAAGGAUGCUUGGGGUGAGGGAUCUGGUCUGGCAUUCACUCGUCCAAUUAUUGAGCUCAAGCAAAAUGGUAGACUGGGUCCUCAGGAAAAUAUCCCAAAGAUGCUUCUGUUGUCUACCUCCCUAAGCCCUUCUGAGGUGGAUAUUAUAAAAUCGGCGGGAUAUGUUGAUUGCAUUAUAAAGCCUCUUCGCGUAAGCAUGAUGACUGCUUGCCUUCAGAGAGCCAUGGGAGUAGGGGAUAGGAGGCAUCAAGAAGCAGGGCAACCGCCGACGCUAAAAAGCUUACUGAGCGGGAAGCAAAUCUUGGUUGUCGACGACAAUUUAGUUAAUCUCAAGGUCGCCGCUGGCGCUUUAAAGAAAUAUGGAGCUGUAGUUAAAUGUGCAGACAGCGGCAAGGCUGCCAUUGAGUUCCUUCAGCCUCCUCACAAUUUUGAUGCUUGCUUUAUGGAUGUUCAGAUGCCUGAAAUGGAUGGAUUUGAAGCCACCCGGCGAAUCCGAGACAUGGAGCAAAAGGUCAAUAAGCUCAUCAAGUCAAGAGAAGCAUCGGUGGAAAUGUAUGGUAAUGUUGCACAUUGGCAUAUACCCAUACUGGCAAUGACAGCUGACGUUUUCCAGGCAAAUUAUGAUGAGUGUGUGAGGUAUGGCAUGGAUGGUUAUGUGUCGAAGCCAUUUGAAGUAGAACAGCUUUAUUCUGCUGUAGCUCAGUUCUUUGAGUCUGAUGCAGCAGUUGUAGUUUCAUGAGAUCAGGCAUUUCAUGGUUCCUGAGAAGGGAUUUUGCUGUAAGUGUGAAUAAUUAACUGAUGCAGAUGUUCAAAGUAGCUGAAAGCUAAGAUCGGAUUCGAUGCCGCAGUCUUUGAACCUUCUAAGUUCUUCUCAGAUGCUGUCUGGAGUAAUCUGGACAUUUGCGGCAGAUUCCAUACUGACUCUACUACUAAUAUUCUUAUAGCACUGCUCCUAAGAAGUUGCAGCUUUUUCAGCCCUCUGUGGCAAUAUUCUUGUAGAAUACCAAAGUGAUUGAAGUUUGAUCAUUUGCUCGAAGUCGAUACAGCUUCAAAUUUUUCCUAUACAGAAGUUUUAUUUGUUGAGAUUAUGAGAGAGAGAGAGAGAGAGAUGUAGAUAGAGUAUAUAUGAAUUUGUUAUAACUAACCUUAGGAAUAGAGGGUUUGCAAUUGGUUUUCUUUCCAUGUAAUAGGGAGGCAUGAGAGCCCUUGACCAUGGCUGCUCUUCUCUACUAGGUUGUAUUUCUCUUCUUCUUCUUUUAUGUAUGUAAUAAAUAUUAUUUAUUUUGUUGUCAUUGUGGGCAUAAAGUAGAAUAUUUUGUUUUUUUUUUUCAAGGAAUGUACAUCAAUUAUUUCUUAGCA